Molecule: messenger RNA, 954 nt
Organism: Adineta steineri
Lineage: Eukaryota; Metazoa; Rotifera; Eurotatoria; Adinetida; Adinetidae
Source: the annotation of a GenBank genome assembly
AUGUUUCCACCACCAUACGAAUUAAUCGAAUGUAUUGAUCUAUUUAAUAUUAUUAAUUCGGAAAUAAAUGGAUUAGCACGUAUUAGUGAUACGAAUUUUCUCUAUUUACUUGAUUGUCGAUCACGAAAAGAAUACGAUGAAAGUCAUGUUAUAAGUGCUACUCAUAUUCGACGAAAUAAAGAAGGAGAAUAUCAAAUACCAUGGCAUGCUGAUCUUGAAACACGUGAACAUAUUGUUCUCUAUGAUAAUCUAACUGAUAGUUUACCAUUGAAUGAACAAGAUGAUAUUUAUGCAUGUGCAAAUUUACUUCAACAACAUGCUGGUGGUUUAACAAUUAUUAAAAUUGUUCGAGGAGGAUAUCAAUUAUUUACAAAAUUAUAUCCAUUUCUACGUACUCAACAAAAUCUUUAUUCACCAAAAGAAUUAGAAUUAAUACAAACAUAUCCAAGUGAAAUAUGUCCACAAUUGGUCUAUUUAGGACGACGUGAACAUGCAGUUAAUUCAAAAAUAGUUAAAGAUUUAAAAGUUCGUGCUUAUGUUAAUUGUACAAAACAUGACGAUUUCUUAGUACAAAAUGGUGAUUCACGUAAAAUUUGUCGUGUUCCUAUUGAUGAUAUUCAUAAUGUGGAUAAUAUAUUUGAACUUUUACAUGAUGCUGUUAAUUUUAUAUCGGUAGCUUUUCAUCGUGGAGAUCCUGUUUUAGUUUAUUCUGAUCGUGGUGUUGGUCGAGCAGCAGCUGUUGUCGUUGCAUUCAUUUCAUUUCAUAUGAGAAUGAGUUCACAACAAGCUUUGAAAUAUGUUGAAGAACAUCGAGACGUACGUCCUCAUCUAUCAUUUAUUGAUUGUAUUGAUCAUUUGAAUGAAAAAUUACAUAAAUUAAAAGAAGCUAUGUCAACUGCUAAUCAAACAUCGACAACUGAAGAUAAAGAAAUAACACAUGAAACUAAAAACUGA